AUGACGUCAAACGAAGUACAAUGCAGCGGUUUCUCAGAGCCGACUGAGCUUGUUCGUUCGCAAUCUAUCCAGGAUACAAUGGAGCUAUGCCCCCGUGGCUGUCUUGACCUACCGCACGCUCCAGAAUAUAUUGGCUCAACAAAAAGCGUGAUUACAAGGAUAGUGAACCGGACUAAAGCUUCUACAAAUCCUGACGAUACGGUCUAUCUGAAGUUUACGAACGUGCCGCCGGAAAUUGCCACCGGAACGGAUAUCAAGGCUACACGGAACUUCUACGACUUCGAGACGCGUUGCAUGAUCAUUACUAUUACUGGAGGGCCACAUGAGCGAGCAAUCGGUCAAUGGAACUCUAUUAUGACAAUCCUAGCGAUAUCCUCAAACCUGGCUAUCAUAUCUGAUGGAACUGCUCGAAAGACUGGAAAUUCGAGUCACAAAGAACCUGACUCACAAUAUAUGCCAGAGGAUCAGGAACGUGCUUGGCCAACGGUGGUAUUAGAAGUGGGAUAUUCUGAAUCCCAGACUAAACUAAAAUGUGACGCGGCAUGGUGGCUAGCCAACUCGAAUGGAGCAGUCAACCUGGUAAUUACCAUCGCGAUCCACAGAACUCAAGCACAGAUCACUAUUGAGUGUAUUGUGCUGGAUCGAACUGCCCCACCGGCUCGCCAUGCUCGCCCCCGUUACUGUCCAGUAACUCGACAGAAGCUUGUUAUCGUACGGGAUCAGAACGGAGUCAUAACAACAACACCCGCAGUGCCACUUCGCAUUACCGUGCAAGAGAUAAUGGCACGCCCUCCAUUACCGGGUGAGACUGAUAUCCUUGUUCAGGUGCCUCAGUUACAGCACCUUGCCGCUCUAGUCUGGCGCGCGCAAGGACUUACACCUCAAGGAAAUACACCUCAAGGAAAUACGCGUCGACGAAAUACACGUCGACGAAAUACACGUGGCUAG
This is a messenger RNA of Penicillium chermesinum, 948 nucleotides long. RefSeq lists its product as uncharacterized. The transcript has a single exon. Lineage: Eukaryota; Fungi; Ascomycota; Eurotiomycetes; Eurotiales; Aspergillaceae. Bases 1 to 948 code for a protein of 315 amino acids. The record is from RefSeq and is a predicted model, not a curated record.